Molecule: messenger RNA, 2894 nt
Organism: Echinops telfairi (small Madagascar hedgehog)
Lineage: Eukaryota; Metazoa; Chordata; Mammalia; Afrosoricida; Tenrecidae
Gene: POC1B
Product: POC1 centriolar protein B
Exons: 12
Coding region: 50-1486 (478 amino acids)
Biological process (GO): cilium assembly
Cellular component (GO): centriole; ciliary basal body
Molecular function (GO): protein binding
Source: RefSeq, a predicted model, not a curated record
UCCCCGCCCUUCCUUCCACCGGCGGGAGCCCGGCGACGACCGCUGCCCCAUGGCCUCCGCUGCGGAGGACCCCGUUCUGGAGCGGUAUUUUAAAGGCCACAAGGCUGCCAUCACCUCCGUGGACUUCAGUCCCAAAGGCAAACAACUUGCUACUGCUUCUUGGGAUACGUUUCUCAUGCUAUGGAAUUUCAAGCCACAUGCGAGAGCUUUCAGAUUUGUAGGUCACAAGGAUGUUGUAACCAGCGUGCAGUUUUCUCCGGUCGGAAACUUGUUGGCAUCUGCCUCACGAGACAGGACUGUUAGACUCUGGAUUCCUGAUAAGAAGGGGAAAUCUUCUGAAUUUAAAGCUCAUACUGCCCCUGUUCGAAGUGUGGACUUUUCUGCUGAUGGCCAAUUUCUAGUUACUGCUUCUGAAGAUAAAUCUAUCAAAGUAUGGAACAUGUAUCGUCAGCGAUUCUUAUACUCCUUGUACCGCCAUACACACUGGGUGCGCUGUGCCAAAUUCUCACCUGAUGGAAGACUAAUCGUAUCAUGUAGUGAGGAUAAAACUGUUAAAAUUUGGGACACCACAAAUAAGCAGUGUAUUAAUAAUUUCUCAGAUUCUGUAGGGUUUGCCAAUUUUGUGGAUUUUAACCCUAAUGGGACAUGCAUAGCUUCAGCAGGUUCUGAUCAUACUGUGAAAAUCUGGGAUAUAAGAGUGAACAAAUUACUGCAGCAUUAUCAAGUUCACAGUGGUGGUGUUAAUAGUUUAUCAUACCAUCCUUCGGGCAACUAUCUCAUCACAGCUUCAUCAGAUGGGACCCUUAAGAUUCUGGACCUCUUAGAAGGAAGGCUGAUAUAUACACUUCAAGGACAUACGGGACCUGUCUUUUCUGUAUCAUUUUCAAAAGGUGGGGACUUAUUCGCAUCAGGAGGUUCAGAUGAACAGGUCUUACUGUGGCGGACUAACUUCGAUGAAUUGAAUUAUAAAGAUCUCAUUAAAAGAAAUCUUAAAAGAUUACAUUUUGAUUCACCACCACACCUUCUUGAUAUCUACCCAAGAACUCCACAUCCCCAAGAUGGAAAACUUGAGACUAUUGAAAUUAAUCCCAAACUAGAAGUCAUCGAUUUGCAGACUUCCAAUCCCCCAGUUGUGGAUGUCCUUUCUUUUGACUCUACCACAACAACCGAAACCACUCUUGGAACGCCACCAGACAGGAGUGAAGAGACCAGCGGCUCUUUCUUGAACCCUUCGUUAGUGUCAUCGGACUGUUCCCCAGCAACCUUGAAGAAGAGAACAGACGACGCGAGCGACCUUCCCUACGAGAGCCAAAGAAGCAUUCCGCUGGCUGUGACCGAUGCCUUAGAACAUAUUAUGGAACAGCUCAGUGUCCUGACGCAGACGGUUUCCAUCUUGGAGCAGCGACUGACUUUGACAGAGGAUAAGCUGAAAGACUGCCUUGAAAAUCAACAAAAGUUGUUCAGUGUCUCCCAGCAGAGAAGUUAAACAGAGAAGUGUGUGCAGAGGUACGAUAUCGUUGCACCCGUACGUAUAUUCAGGAAGGUCAUAGAGGAUGCCUCAUGCAACACUACGAUGCACGAGUUAAGGUGUUUCUUCAAAGCGUGAGCAGCAGAGCAAAAGACCUAUUUAAGACUGAGUUGAACACCCAAAUCAAUGACAAGGACUAAUUUGAAAUACGACCAUUUAUAGUUAGAGUAAUAAAGUGAUAAGCAUUCAAGUGACUGUAUUUACCCCCAUAUUAUUUAAGAUGUCACUUUUCAUUUCUAGUUCAAAUCUUACCAAGAAACAAAGAAAACCCCUCUGGAUUUCAUUGCUAAGUCAUUUCUGAUUGACUGUUUUGAGGCAAUUCCUUUAAGGGGUUACGGUAUUUCUUCAGUGAACAGCACCCUUCCUAUAAAAGAAUUAUUUUAACUCUAAAAUAGCAAUCUGUGUGCAGAGAAUGAGUUAUUUGAUACUAUAAAGGAAAAUAUUUUUACAUAUACUGAUCAUUUCUUUAAAUGUUGUUCUUGUAAAAAUCCCAAAGCCACACAAUUUCCAUAGCAAGAAUACACUUGUUUCUUUUAGAAGAAACAGUGCUUGUGUGGCGUAGGAUAGUAGGGUUUUACUUAGUUUGUGGUGUACACUUUUUUAUCCUUUGGCCAACCUGAAGGAAAAUGAGUUAAAGAUGAAAAUGAAGCCGAUGUAUCUUGUUAUUAACCGGUGAAUGCACUGAAUGAUUUGGGUUGUGUCCAGUUCUGUGAUCAUGGCUCAGAGAGAUUAUGUUUGUGUGAUUUCAGCAUGUGCAACAGCCAGAAUGACAUAGCAGUGGUACUGUCCAGUAUACACACAUGUAUGUCCGUUAUUGCUUAGGGUGAUCUGGGUAAGCACUUGAGAAAAAUACUGUUUGCAUCCUAUUGUCUUCCCUUUUAAAAUGAAUUGUGAUUUAAGACAACCUGAAAAUAAGUUAGGAAUCCUAAAAGAUCUUGGUUACAAAUUAAGAAUCUUGUUUUAAAAUAAGAUCAACUUGACGAAAAACAGGCAAAUUCGUUUUAGCUUGCAUUUCUUUUAACUGACAUCAAGAACAGAGAACAUGCUAGAAACUAAUCCACAUUUAUACUGUCUAUGAGUAACUAGAGGGACAUGCUAUCUAUGUUUUGGAAAAAAAGAAAAAAACAAAGUACUAUGUGUGUGAGUCUACAUUUAGAAACUUUUCACAGCAAUUUCAGUCCUAUCUGAGGUGGGUUAUGUAAAUGUUAUCCUUAUGUGUUGUGCCUUUUUGUAUCAAAGUAUGAAUUUUUAGACAUGUUCAAGAGCUUAUAAAGAGUAAGUCACAUUGUAUUUUUAUGAAAUGAAAUGUCAUACCAAUUUUUUACUCUUUUUUGUGCUUCAAACAAUAAAGAAUUUUUUACCUUUA